UUGUUCUCAGGAUGUGCACCCACAAACCAGCCAGAAGCUUGUCGUGCAUCCACGAUGGAAGGUAUUUGGAAAGCCCUCGUGAAUUCACGUCUUACCCGCUGGAUCAUGGGGCUCGCACGCUUCAAGUUUCGACUUUUCUCGUGGCUGUGGACCCCUCGGCAUGGACAGGAUGCUACGAACCAAAUAACGCCCCCUCGAGCGCUUCCCAGUAUUGGCCUACAUGGCCUGAACACUGACGUUUUCUCGGAGAUUUUUGCGCUACUCAAUGGCCAGGAUCGACGGGCAUUAUCCGCUGCUUCACCCCAACUGCGCUCCUUGUUCAUGCCCCUUCUAUUCCGUCGCGUAUGCUGGCAGCCUUUGUCUAUGCGCGGGUUUCCGUCUUCGACGCUGUGGUCAUACAUACGUACCUUUACUGUGCAAGGACGCAGCGGAUUCUCCGGGUUCCAACAAACGACGCCUACCGCAGACUACACGAAGGAACACCAAGCCCAAAUCACUUCACAGCUCAAUGAGGCUCUUCCUUCGAUGACUAAUCUGGAUGAGGUCCGUCUCUAUGAUAUCCCAUUCGGCCCAUGGACAGAAUUCAUUGAAUCGGUGCUAUUGGCUCCAACUGUCAAGCGACUGCUCCUGGCAUCAGACCCUUGCGAAAACCCAAGUGAGGUGUCGCUAUCGACCAUCUCUCGACUUUCGCACGUUUCGUACAACAUCCAACAACCUCUACACCACCCUUCCGAUAGUGAUUGGAUUCGAUCUUAUAGCGCGUUUUCCAAUAACGCGGACAUCCGAUGCCCGGCAGAUCUUGUCGCAAGCGAAGGACGCCUGGCGCGUGCAUGGCUCAAUCCACAAACUCUCCAAAGCUUAUCCAUACCUGGCGAAUUUGUGCUCGAAGCCCUAGAUCUAAAUUUUCGAUGGGAGACUUUGAGUGAACUUCACCUUGAAGGUGUCUUUCCUUUGAGCCCAAAGGGGACCCCGGCAAUGCUCGAUGUCCUACUGGCCAUGCCACAUCUACGAGUUGGGCGCCUCAGGCUCGAACAAUCCAAUAGAGACAUUGGAUGUCGUGAAUAUGUAACGCGGGACGCGUUCUCAAGAUUCGCCCUCGGUGAACGUUUGCUCCCUGAUUUGGUGCAUUUCGAAGCGCCAAUUUCUGUCAACGAUCACAUUCUUAGUCUCCUUCCUCCAACGCUAGAAACACUACUUCUCAUCGCCUAUCCACUCAAUCACUCAGAGUUCUUCAAACGACUCAUCAUUCCUGCUUCUGCUUUACUUCGCUUGCUCUCUGCCGCAGAAUUUCCGACUCUUCGUUCACUGGAGCUAUCUUAUUCGACUAAAGCUGACGGAGAACUUUUGGCCGAAGAGGAACUACUCCAGGCCAUUCCUCGAAUGUUUCCUGCGUUACGACACCUUAUGGUUCGACGAGAUGCCCAGCGGGACGGUCCGGACGGCGUCCAUUUUGCAACAGGGUGGGACCCAGCAAGUCAUUUUGAAGCUCUCGUUUCAAAGCUUGCAUAUCUCGAAACGUUUUCAUUCGACGCUGAUAUUCCUGGUACCCAGGAAGCAGACAUCCUGCCUGCUCGCCAUGGUUUUGUUAACUUCGCUCCCGCGAGCGAAUAUACGGCCCAGCUGGUCAACAGUAUAGCAGAACACCGAGCUCGUCCUUCCAAGCUUCGCAAGAUUUCAUCGUAUAUGUGCACCGGCGGGCAGAUAACGGUCUUCCCCUGGGGACCGUGGUUGAUUUGGGAUAUCGUACAAGUGGGGUUUGACUCGAAUGGAAGCCCCGAAUACGAAAUCCGUAGACGCGAGCCCCCUCCGCCUCAAUUUGAUUCAAGAUCAUUUGACAUACCCUGGCGCCCUAUUAAUAUGGUGUAA
Messenger RNA from Mycena indigotica, 1866 nucleotides. RefSeq lists its product as uncharacterized. The record is from RefSeq and is a predicted model, not a curated record. NCBI's taxonomy places the organism in Eukaryota, Fungi, Basidiomycota, Agaricomycetes, Agaricales, Mycenaceae. The transcript has 4 exons. The coding region runs from base 55 to 1866 and encodes 603 amino acids.